CGUGAACCCCGUAGACUCACUCCCGUUUCCCGGCAGAAGAACGCCGCCGUGGGGGGCCUGGCGGGCGACGCGCAUGCGCGGUGCGGGCUGCCCGGUUCCGGCGGGGGCGGGGCGGCCAGGCCAGGCCAGGCUCCGGUGGCGGCGGCCGCGCCAUGCGUGCCUGGUAGAGUGCGGCGGGGGCGGAGGGUCGAGCCGCAAUGAACCUGCGCGGCUUGUUCCAGGAUUUCAACCCCAGCAAAUUUCUUAUUUAUGCCUGCCUGCUGCUUUUUUCUGUGUUGCUCUCCCUACGCCUGGAUGACAAAAUUCAAUGGAGUUACUGGGCUGUAUUUGCUCCAAUAUGGCUAUGGAAGUUAAUGGUGAUUGUUGGUGCCUCAGUGGGAACAGGAGUAUGGGCUCGAAACCCGCAGUAUCGAGCAGAAGGAGAAACCUGUGUGGAGUUCAAAGCUAUGCUAAUUGCAGUAGGCAUCCACCUGCUACUGCUGAUGUUUGAGGUUCUGGUGUGUGACAGGAUCGAAAGAGGAACCCAUUUCUGGCUCCUGGUCUUCAUGCCAUUAUUCUUUGUAUCUCCAGUGUCAGUGGCAGCUUGUGUGUGGGGAUUCCGACAUGACAGGUCCCUGGAGCUGGAAAUCCUGUGUUCAGUCAACAUUCUACAGUUCAUAUUUAUUGCACUCAGACUAGACGAGAUCAUCAGAUGGCCGUGGCUUGUUGUUUGUGUUCCACUGUGGAUCUUGAUGUCCUUCCUGUGUCUAGUAGUGCUCUAUUACAUUGUAUGGUCUGUUCUGUUCUUGCGCUCUAUGGAUGUGAUUGCUGAGCAAAGGAGGACACACAUAACAAUGGCUGUCAGCUGGAUGACAAUUGUAGUUCCACUGCUCACGUUUGAGAUCUUACUAGUACACAGGUUGGAUGGGCAUAAUUCUUUUUCUUUUAUACCCAUAUUUGUUCCUCUCUGGCUUUCACUGAUAACUUUAAUGGCAACAACAUUUGGACAAAAAGGAGGAAAUCACUGGUGGUUUGGAAUUCGCAAAGACUUUUGCCAGUUCCUGCUUGAAAUUUUCCCAUUCUUACGAGAAUAUGGAAAUAUUUCUUAUGAUCUUCAUCAUGAAGAUAAUGAGGAAACAGAAGAAACACCACUGCCUGAACCACCAAAAAUUGCACCAAUGUUUCGAAAAAAGACUGGAGUGGUCAUUACACAGAGUCCUGGAAAAUACGUGAUUCCACCUCCCAAGUUAAACAUUGAUAUGCCAGAUUAAGAUGACAGCAGCAUAUUAAACUUGAACUGGGAAUCAACGGACAAAUGUAUUUCAUCUCAUGCCUUGUCCCAAUUACUUUAAAAUAGGUAUUGCUGAAUCAGUGGCUUGGAUUACACAAAUCAGAGAUCUUCAAGAUAAUCUGAGAGUUUUUCCAGAGAUACAUGGUGGUCUAAUUUGUGAAUCUUCCUAAUGGGUCGGUUGCACGCUUGCCUGUAUAGUAUUUAUAUGAACAUUUUAGCAGUGUAAUAUAUUGUUUAAAAGUCUCGUUGUGUACAGUAUAAGUAUUAUCUAAAAGUAUUUUUUUAAAAACCCUGUAUGAAAUGCCUAUGCUAUUCCAGGUGUCUUUUAGGUCCUAAAUAUACACUUGAUUUCCAUGUCUGUUUUAAA
This is a messenger RNA of Grus americana (Whooping crane), 1637 nucleotides long. RefSeq names its product transmembrane protein 185A (gene TMEM185A). The transcript has 7 exons. Lineage: Eukaryota; Metazoa; Chordata; Aves; Gruiformes; Gruidae. The record is from RefSeq and is a predicted model, not a curated record. The coding region runs from base 198 to 1250 and encodes 350 amino acids.